Messenger RNA from Arachis duranensis, 1212 nucleotides. RefSeq lists its product as uncharacterized. The record is from RefSeq and is a predicted model, not a curated record. The coding region runs from base 183 to 1118 and encodes 311 amino acids. The transcript has 4 exons. Lineage: Eukaryota; Viridiplantae; Streptophyta; Magnoliopsida; Fabales; Fabaceae.
ACCAAACAGAACCUUUAUGAUCUUCUCCUAACAGCAUUUAUUAUUAUAAGUCACACCUCACCGAAGAAGAAAAAAGAUUGUGUCAAGGAAGUCAAAACUGAAACGCAAGAGAACAAACUUCCAAUCCAAUAAUUAAACCUAACCCCGCACAAUUCUUUGGUUCAUUUCAACAAACACAUACUAUGCUCUCAAUCCCAUCAUUCAUGAGCAUCGCCUCCCUAUACGAAAUCUACCUCCGCCGCUGCUUCACGGCGGCAGGCCUCUUGUCUCAGUCAAUCGCGGUGGACGACGAAACUACUAUCCACUUCUGGGGCCCCACCAGCAAAUCCCCAAACAAGGCAUGCCUUGUUCUCAUACACGGUUUCGGUCCCAUGGCCAUAUGGCAAUGGCGGAAACAAGUGCAGUUCUUCGCGCCUCACUUCAACGUGUACGUGCCGGACCUGGUGUUCUUCGGAGGGUCCACGACGAGGAGCAGUGAGAGGAGCGAGAAGUUUCAGGCGGCGGCGGUGGUGAAGCUGGUGGAGAAAGAGGUGGUGGCGGAUGAGGAGAGUAAGAAGAAGAAGGUGCACGUGAUAGGCACGAGCUACGGGGGAUUUGUGGCGUACCAAGUGGCAAGGAUGAUGGGGGUGGAGAGAGUGGGCAAAGUGGUAAUUGCAAGCUCGGGAGUGAAUAUGAGGAAGAAGGAUAACUUGGCGCUUUUGGAGAGGGCGGGACUUGAGAGAAUUGAGGACCUCAUGAUGCCAGCUAAGCCUCAACAUUUCCGAAAAUUGAUGGCUUUGUCUCUCUCUAGGCGUCUCCAUUAUCUACCUGAUUUCUUCCUCGCUGAUUUCAUCAAUAAACUGUACUCAGACAAUAGAAAGGAGAAGAUGGAGCUUCUAAAAGGAGUAUCUCUGGGAAGGGAAGAAGCCUUGAACAUUUCACCCCUCCAACAGGAGGUUCUCAUAGUAUGGGGGGAACAUGAUCGUAUAUUUCCCGUGCAGAUGGCCAGAGAACUCAGAGAGGUAAUUGGUAAGAAGGCAAGUUUGGAGGUUAUCAAGGACGCAUCCCAUGUCCCUCAAAUUGAAAAAGCAGCAGAAUUCAACAACAUUAUCCUUAAUUUCUUAAAGGGCUGUACUUGAUAGAUUAUAUGUGUAAUUUUUAUGAUGGGUACUGCCGUACACAUUAAGAUCAGAGCAUCAUUCGCCUUAUUUUAACCUUCGUUUUUGGCGAGUA